Rhizophagus irregularis DAOM 181602=DAOM 197198 is the source of this 213-nucleotide messenger RNA. RefSeq lists its product as uncharacterized. The record is from RefSeq and is a predicted model, not a curated record. Gene Ontology annotation, biological process: establishment of mitotic spindle orientation; cytoplasmic microtubule organization; nuclear migration involved in conjugation with cellular fusion. Gene Ontology annotation, cellular component: cell tip; nucleus; microtubule associated complex. Gene Ontology annotation, molecular function: microtubule plus-end binding. NCBI's taxonomy places the organism in Eukaryota, Fungi, Glomeromycota, Glomeromycetes, Glomerales, Glomeraceae.
UCGGCAUUAUUUAAUUUCCAAAGUUUGCUACUUGUGAUUUUAUUAGCCAUUUGUACCUGUACUUUUGUUAAAGCUCAAGCGCCUACUCUUCUCGAUAGAAAUAAGACUGGAAUACUGGGUUUAUUUUGGAAGGCUGCAAGAAUUGGAGAGCGGUUGAGUCCAUAUGUCUCAUUGGCCUGUAUUGCCAUGGCAAUUAGUAUACUUUUGGAAUAA